AAAGUUUAUUAAAAAGCUUUAGAUCUGGAACAAAAGGAAAGUACACUUGGAAGAUGGCCAAGCAGGUAACUUUAGAGAUCAAGUGCACGGUUUGACCUUUGACUUAGGGUUUUAUACAUUGGCAUACUUCUGGAGUCUUGCAUCCCUUGUGCCCUGAUUCUUCCCUUGGGGUAGGCUGUCUGCAUGCGCAGUGACUUGCCAGCGCUUGGAAAGUGAGCAGGGGCAGUGUGUUUAUUGGAAGUGUACACAUGCUCACUUGAGGCAAUCUUCCCUUACCAGCCCCAUGUUCCUAGAAGGUCAUAUACCAGUCAAACGUUGCCAUUUUGCCUCUCGAUGUGUGGCAAAGAGACCUUACCAGGAAGCUGCUGAUCACCACUUUCAGGUUUUUUCUAUCUACUGGGAGACUGCCUUUCCCUGGCGCUGACUGCAACCAAUUAUUAUUUUAGAGAAACAGUGUAACAACUUCCUGACCAUCACCUGAUGGUCACAUAACAUUUCUGGUGGUGUGGGUUGUGGGGGAAGAGUCCUCUCCUGCCCUGCUCAGGCCAACUAGCUACCUACUGUAAGACAACCAGAGUUUCCCAAUCAGUACAAACCUGGAGAAAAGGUCACAGGCAAAGAGACACAACCUCUCAGACCUCAGGGCAGUCCAGGGGCCACCAGGGCCCCUCUGGAGCUCUGCUCCUUCCUGUGAAGGCUUUCUCCCCCACCCCCCAGGGUUCCUUACCAAUAGCAUUUGUUAUUGGGUCUAAGAUGCUGUGGCUCAUAACAUGCAACUUUGUUUUAGGUACCACUAAGGGUAAAAACACUACCAAUUAAAUGAUACCACAAUGUGUUCUUUCAACUUAAAAUUUUCAUUUUAUACUUCCAAGAAAUAGUUCUUUAGGCUUAAGACAUAAGACAUAAGUUUUUAACUAUAUAGCACUUUUGCACAUACAUAAAAAGGAAAUUACUCAUGAAAUUAAUCAGUUAGGUAUCCUUAAACCUUUAAGAACGUGAGUGAUGUGCUAUCUCUUUAAAGAGUAACCCAGUAUUAAUUUCAGGAUUCUCUUCUAAACUGCUGGCACCCACUUGGAAGUUUGGAUGUGAAUGCAAGACAAUGGCAAGCAUAUCAUGACUGCAGCCUGGCCAACAAUUAUCCUAUUACCGGUGUUGAAAUGUGUGUAUGGAGUGGGGAAUGCAAGACCAAUGUAUGCUAUGUGCAUCUCCAUGUGUGCCCUGAUGCACAGAGUUGCGCAGCACUGAGUUAGACAACAAAGAGAGAAGCCAAGGUGGCGGUGGUGAGUCUGGAGUUCAGUGGAGGGGCAGAAAGAGAGAAAUUAGGUUGCAGAUGUGGCACCCAUAAGCGUCUGCAGGUGGUGGUGGUGGUGAGUCUGGAGUUCAGGGGAGGGGCAGAAAUAGAGAAAUGAGGUUGCAGAUUUGGCACCUGUAAGCAUCUGCAUGAUAGCCGUCCACACGGGGCUGCAUGUGACUAUCUAUGGGAAGUCUGGAUAGAGAAGAAGGCCAAUGCUGAGCCUUAGGAUACUCAAAUGUUUAUAAAUCUAGAAGGCGAACCGCCAAGCUGACAGAGUGAGCAGCCAGGGUGGCCAGAGAACUGGAGGGUAAGGCAGUGAUGUGGCACCUCCGGAGCAAAGGAGGAGGGGGACGGCCAGCUGCAUCAAGUGCUGCUAAGAGCUCAAAUAGAAUGAAAGUAGAAAAUGACCAUUGGAUCUGGCAGCACAUAGGUUAUAAGUGACUUCCACAAAAGGACCUCCCAUGGUUGAGGGCAGUGCAGCAGAACUUGAUGAAAACCAGACAAACUGGACUGGAGGGAGUGACAAGAGAUGAGGAGCUCAGCCUCCCUGAACAGUUUUGUUGUCAAAGGGAAAAGUACAGCCAAGAGAGGGGUGGUGUUUCCUUCGCUAAAGAGAUUAGGCCUGUCUGAAUGCGAAUCCAGCAAGGCAUUGCGCAAGUUAACAGCAGUUGCAAAGCACUGGGGCAGGCGGGAAGAACACGAUCCAAGGCACGAGAGCCAGGGGUCAGCCACGGCAACAGGAAGAUGAUGGUGAAAACCAAAAGUUUCUGAGAGUGGUCUCAAUUUAGGAAGUUUAUCUUGCCAAGGUUAAGGACGUGCAUUGACACAACCUCAGGAGGUUCUGAUGACAUGUGCCCAGGGUGGCCAGGAAACAUCUUGGUUUUAUACAUUUGAGGGAGACAUGAGACAUCAAUCAAUACGUAAGAUGUAGGUUGGCUCUUUAGGAGGUAAAAUGUGAAGUGAAGGCGUCCGGGUCAUAGGUACAUUUAAAGGUUUUCUGAUUGGCAACUGGUUGAGAGUUAUCAUCUAAAGACCUGGACUCAGUAGAAGGGAAUGUCCGGGUUGCAUGAAGGAGUUGUGGAGGCCAAGGUGUUAUCAUGCAGAUGAAGCCGGGAAUACACUGCAAAUGUUUCUUAUCAGAGUCCUCUAUUAGUCUUAGGGUCUCCUUGCGGAUGUUUGUGAGGCCAUGUUUGACUUCCGCUUCCCAUCAAGGCCUGAACUAGUUUUUCAAGAUAACUUAGAAGGCCACAGGCGGAGGGGAGGGUCCAUCCGUUGGCUGCAGGGCUUAGAAUUUUAUUUUUGGUUCAUAACGGAGGAGGGCAGGGACAGAAGCCACCGUCUCUGCUCCCCAGCGCUGGCCCUCACUCGGAAAGCAGGCUCUCCCCUCGCAUCGUCUUUUAACAAAUUCCUGCUCUCUCGGCCCCCGUCGCUGCCAUCUGGGCUCUCCUUUCCGUGCUUCAUUAGGCGCUGCCGCGGCAGGGGCUGAGGGCCUCAGGGGACGGUCGCCUCCCUACCGGGACGCCCCGGCCCCGGCCCGCACUGUGGGGCGCCGUCACCCAGCCGUCGCCGCGUAGCCAGGAGCCCGGCUGAGCGCGUUCGCUGCAGGAGCCAUCCUCAGCUGGGCCCUACUUAACUUCCCGCAACUCCAGUCCCCGCAGCCAGUCGGGGACCCCGCCUCCCUCUCCUUCUAUCUCCCUCUCACUUCUUCACCCCUUCUCUCCCCUCCUUCCUCCUCCCCCGCCUCCGCCUCCGCCUUCGGCCACAGCAUCCGACGUGGCGCGGCCGGCUGCGCAUGCACGGUAUGCUUGGCUCGCGGCCCGGCAGGGCGGGCGGGCCGCGGUGACGUCAGUGCGCAUGCCGUCGGUGGGCUCGGCUGCGCCACGUCGGCGCGCGGCGGCCGCGCCCCCUUAACGGCAGUGGCACUCACUCGGCUCGCGCGGCCCCGGCGCCCCACGCGCGCGCGUCGCUCUCCCGCCCGCUCGCUCCCCGGCGCUCACACCUGAGCUCACUCGCGCACGCCCGCCCGGCCCGAGAACCGCGCCGCCGCCUCGGCCCCGUGGAAGCCCCGCCGCGCCAUGUCUUCGCCUCCCGAAGGGAAACUAGAGACUAAAGCUGGACACCCGCCCGCCGUGAAAGCUGGUGGAAUGCGAAUUGUGCAGAAACACCCACAUACUGGAGACACCAAAGAAGAGAAAGACAAGGAUGACCAGGAAUGGGAAAGCCCCAGUCCACCUAAACCCACUGUGUUCAUCUCUGGGGUCAUCGCCCGGGGUGACAAAGAUUUCCCCCCGGCGGCUGCGCAGGUGGCUCACCAGAAGCCCCAUGCCUCCAUGGACAAGCAUCCUUCCCCAAGAACCCAGCACAUCCAGCAGCCACGCAAGUGAGCCUGGAGCCCACCAGCCUGCCCCGCGGCCCCGGCUCUGCUGCACUUGGUAUUUCCCCGACAGAGAGAACCAGCAGUUUCUCCCAAAUCCUACUCUGCUGGGAAAUCUAAGGCAAAAUCAAGUGCUCUGUCCUUUGCCUUACAUUUCCAUGUUUAAAACUAGAAACAGCUCCAGCGCAAACCUUGUUCAUGGGGAGUCCGGUUGGAUAUCAUUUGAGGAUCAUUGUGCCCCUAGAGGUGCCAUUCGCAGAAUUUGCCAAGAUCCGAGAAAAACUUUAGCUUUAGUUCUAUUUCAGCAGUCACCUGACGUCCUUGUCUAUGGUCUUAAAAACAAGAAGGCACACAUUUGAGAAGAUGAGAUUAAGGUUAAGAGAAAACCUCAGUCAUUGCAUGCUUUUUAAUAUGGGUCAAUAAAAUCUUAACACCUGUGGGAGAGUAAGAACUAAGGGAAUGAGUUUGGGCGGCCCCUCAGAAAGGACCUUAGAGGCAGGGAACAGCAAUGCCAAAUUUCCCUCUCUCGUGAGAUGGGGGAUCCUGUGCAGGCUGAUGAGGCACCCAUGAGAAAAGCCAAAAAAGCAUGCAUCUUAGAAAUAGCCCCUCAAUUCCAGGAGUCAACAUGCCAAAGAAUGAGGCUGGAUACAGGUAGCUCCGAGGGAGGACUUCUGGCAUGAGAUCUCGGCACGGCAAGCCCAGCAUCGCCUCAGCCCAGACAGGCUUCACCAGGAGAUCAAGCAAGGGCUGCCUUUCAGGAGUCACCUCCUGAGCCACUUCAGAGUUCUGGAAGUGACCACGGACCAGGGUGGAGGAAUAGACUUCUAGUUCAUUCUGGGACACUUGAGCCAGAGAGUUGAAAGCUUGGAAAGACAAGAUAAGAAACCUGCCCUUUGUCUCCCUAGGGACAUGAGAUACCACAUUCCAUUUGUGCUAGAAAAACCUAUCCGCUGAUGAGUCUAACUGUUCCAAACGCCUCCCAUCCGGUGUGCACAGCUGCCUGGGUCCAUUGUCACUUGGGUGCAUCAGGUUGUCCUCCGAUUUUUAGAUGCAUUUCCUGUCUAGAGAUGUCCUAGUCUGCUCACUGGCUGGUGGCAGUAGGGUACCCUGCAUCUUUGAAAAGCCAGAGGGUUCACCUAGUCAGACAAAACUCCAGAACAGUGCUUGUGGAGGGCCUGACUGUCCUGCUCACGUGCAGCCGACCUGCUGCAGGUCAGCAACUGUGCCAUAAACAGCUGCCAACCACCAGCCUUUCUGGUGCUGUUCUCCAGUUCACGUCUGCCAGCUGGUGAGGGCAGAGGCAGACCUGGUCAGACCCAGCGCCCGUCCGUCCUGAGGGAGCAAGGCACAGCCUCACACUUGAAAGACGGUGUUUGGUUUCCCAUCUAAUCAACUUAAGGGAAGCCGGCAUGUACCCUUCAAGGCCCUGUCUCCACCUAUUUCCUGAUCAGUUGGUAUAAACUGAGGGUGGCUUUUAGAGACCCAGACUUGGUCGGCAGCGCUGCCAUGGAACACCCCAGCAAGCACCUCCCAGCCUGCCUUUCGGAGCAGCACCCAGGAGGGGAUGCCACGCUCCAGCAACACCAGCUCAGGCCUGUGCAGACGCCUGCCCUGCCGCUGCAGAAAUCCAGAAGCAUCCUUAAUGCUUCUCAGUCUUCAGCCGGAGGGAGGGCUGUUAUUUCCAGAGGUGUGCAUUUUAUGUACUUUUAGCUAGAUGUGGCAUGCAUCUGUGAGCUUUAGAUCAUUAAAUCCAAAAUGUUUGCCUAAAUGAGUUUAUCAGUUGUUAACUUCAAGAAUAUUAAUGAUUUAUAAUAAAGCUCCUGCAUUUCUCUCCA
Gorilla gorilla gorilla (western lowland gorilla) is the source of this 5503-nucleotide messenger RNA. RefSeq names its product death associated protein (gene DAP). Lineage: Eukaryota; Metazoa; Chordata; Mammalia; Primates; Hominidae. The record is from RefSeq and is a predicted model, not a curated record. Gene Ontology annotation, molecular function: death domain binding. Bases 3370 to 3678 code for a protein of 102 amino acids. Gene Ontology annotation, biological process: cellular response to amino acid starvation; apoptotic signaling pathway; negative regulation of autophagy. The transcript has 4 exons.